Messenger RNA from Momordica charantia (bitter melon), 798 nucleotides. Its product is annotated as expansin-like A2. Gene Ontology annotation, cellular component: plasmodesma; extracellular region; plant-type cell wall. The record is from RefSeq and is a predicted model, not a curated record. Lineage: Eukaryota; Viridiplantae; Streptophyta; Magnoliopsida; Cucurbitales; Cucurbitaceae.
AUGGCUUGGCUUCUCAGCUUUCUCUUUUUACUUCUCGCCUCUUCUGCUAAUGCUUGUGAUCGCUGUAUUCAUCAAGCUACCACUACUUAUUAUUCUGGCGAUUCACCCACUUCAAAUGGAUGGGGGGCAUGUAGGUAUGGUUCUUGGGCGUCAGAGAUUUCCAAAGACUACUUUGCAGCAGCUGUGCCUUCUAUUUACAGACAAGGAGCUGCUUGUGGUGCCUGCUAUAAAAUAAGGUGCAAGGAUAGAAGAUUGUGCACAAAAGCAGGAACAAAGCUAGUUUUAACGGAUCAAAAUCAUGAUAACAGAACAGAUUUUGUUCUCAGUAAGAAAGCUUUCUCUUCAAUGGCUGGAAAGGGCAAAAUCCAAAAGCUUUUGAAUCUUGGAACUGUGGACGUAGAAUAUAAGAGGAUACCAUGUGAGUACAAAAAUAAGAACUUGACAAUCUUAAUACAAAAUUGGAGCCAAGCACCAUACUACUUUGCCAUCAAGUUCUUGUAUCAAGGUGGCCAGACAGAAAUAUUAGCUGUUAAGAUAGUUCAGGUUGGUUCUUCAAAUUGGAGCUAUCUAAAGAGGAAAUAUGGGGCUAUUUGGGAGACUAGCGCAGUGCCAGAAGGGGCAUUGCAGCUAUGGAUGAAGAUCAUAACUUCAGGAUUUAAAGAGAAGUGGAUAAUGGCAAAUAAUGUGAUUCCUGCUGAUUGGAAAAGUGAACUGAUUUAUGACAUGGGAAUCCAAAUUAAGGAUGUUGCCCAAGAGUUUUGCCCUCCAUGGGAAUGUGGUGAUGCACCAUGGAUAUAA